UUCAAACGCAAUGGCUCCUAUUCUCUCUAAAAUCGUUAUCGUUGGCGCCGGAGUUAGUGGUGUCGCUGCUGCGAAGCAGCUGGCUCAUCACCAGCCGAUCGUCUUUGAGGCCUCUGAUUGCAUUGGUGGCGUUUGGAAACAUUGUUCUUAUCACUCUACAAAGCUUCAGUCACUUCGUUGCGAUUAUGAAUUUGCCGAUUUUCCCUGGUCAGACAGGGAUAGCCCUGAUUUUCCUUCUCAUCUCGAGAUUUUAGAAUAUUUGAAUUCCUAUGCUCGUCAUUUCGAUCUCCACCGCUUCAUUCGAUUUAAUUCGAAAGUCGUCGGUGUUCGUUUCAUUGGCAAUGGAGACUCUGGUGAGUUUGGACCAUUGCUUCCCGGUCGGCCGGUUUGGGAGAUUUCUGUUUUAGAUACUCUAUCUAAAACCAUUCAGUUGUAUGAAGUGGAGAUGGUGGUGAUGUGCAUCGGAAAGUAUGGCGACGUCCCGAAGUUACCGGAGUUCCCGAGCAGCAAAGGACCAGAUAUAUUCGCCGGGAAGGUGAUGCAUUCUCUAGAUUAUUGCAAGCUUGGGAAGGAAGAAGCAACUGAGCUGCUUAAGGGUAAGAGAGUUGCAGUCAUCGGCUACAAAAAAUCAGCCAUUGAUUUGGCUGUUGAAUGUGCCCAAGCAAAUCAAGGUCCAGAAGGAAAGGAAUGCACAAUGGUUGUGAGAGGGUUACAUUGGACAGUGCCUCAUUAUUGGGUUUGGGGUUUGCCAUUCUUCUUGUUCUUCUCCACAAGAACUUCUCAGUUCCUCCAUGAAAGACCUAACCAGACCUUUCUCAAGACUCUUAUGUGUCUCUUCUUAUCUCCCAUGAGGCAGGCAGUUUCGAAGUUUAUAGAAUCAUAUCUGACGUGGAAAAUGCCACUGGAAAAGUAUGGAUUGAAGCCGGAGCAUCCAUUUAUUGAGGACUACGCCUCCUGUCAGAUGGCAAUCAUGCCGGAAAAUUUUUUCCGGCAUGCCGACGAGGGUAAAAUUGUCAUAAAAAAAGCAUCGAAGUGGUGGUUCUGGAACGGCGGGAUCGAGUUCGACGACGGCUCUAGAUCGGAGUUCGACGUUGUCAUUAUGGCCACGGGCUUCGACGGCAAGAAAAAGCUAACUGUCAUUUUUCCUCAGCCAUUUCGUACCAUUCUUCAGUACCCUUCCGGCAUGAUGCCCUUAUACCGAGGUACAAUCAAUCCAAUGAUACCGAACAUGGCGUUCGUGGGGUACCUAGAGAGUGUAGCCAACCUCCACACGUCGGAGCUUCGAAGCAUAUGGUUGGCCCGACUGGUGGACGAGAAGUUCAAGCUACCGGAGACCCGAGAAAUGGUGGAGCAAAUAAACCAAGAGAUGGAGGUGAUGAAAAGGACCACAAGGUUCUACAAAAGGCAUUGCAUUUCAACUUAUAGUAUCAAUCAUAGUGACCAAAUCUGUGAGGAAAUGGGUUGGAACCCUUGGAGGAAGAACAAUUGGUUUUCUGAAGCUCUCUCUCCUUAUGGAAGUCAAGACUACAACAACAAUAUCACCACCAAAAUAAAUUAAGCUAUCUUUAUUAUAUACCUAUAAUAUUAUUUAACACUAAAUAUAUGUUUGUUUUACUUUUAUUGUUUUAGUUUUUUUUUUCAAUGAAGUUGAUAGUGUUUAAAAAGUUUCAAUUUAGUUCCUUACGUUUUAAUAUUUUUUAUACCCUUUUUAUCGACGAAUAUAAAAAUUAGUUCGUCGAUGAUAUAUAAACUUACAUCAUAUGAUCAUUGGCAUAAAGGAAUUCUUCAACUUUAUCCUGUGGUAUAUGUAAGUUUAAAUUGUCGAUCGGCUAAUUUUAAUAGUCGCCUAAAAAGAAAAGGAUAUAAAUGAAAAAAUGUUAAAUUGUAAGGGAUUCAAAUAUUGAAACUUUAUAAAUGAAAAGGGUCUAAGUUGAAAAAAAAAAA
This is a messenger RNA of Benincasa hispida (wax gourd), 1944 nucleotides long. RefSeq names its product flavin-dependent monooxygenase 1 (gene FMO1). The record is from RefSeq and is a predicted model, not a curated record. NCBI's taxonomy places the organism in Eukaryota, Viridiplantae, Streptophyta, Magnoliopsida, Cucurbitales, Cucurbitaceae. Gene Ontology annotation, molecular function: N,N-dimethylaniline monooxygenase activity; flavin adenine dinucleotide binding; NADP binding.